This is a messenger RNA of Moesziomyces antarcticus, 312 nucleotides long. RefSeq lists its product as uncharacterized. The transcript is spliced from 2 exons. The coding region runs from base 1 to 312 and encodes 103 amino acids. Lineage: Eukaryota; Fungi; Basidiomycota; Ustilaginomycetes; Ustilaginales; Ustilaginaceae. The record is from RefSeq and is a predicted model, not a curated record.
AUGCAGCAUCCUCUCCAACCUCAUUUUGCGCUCACCAAGGCUUGGGUGCAACGGACAGGUGGAGGCGCGCUUGAGUCCGUUGCAGCCAAAAAGUCCAUUUUGGAAUUUUCGAAUUUCCUCGCGCUCACCAAGGGUCCGUCGCGCACUGGGCCAGUCUCCAUUUUGGUCCGUCGCUCCUUUUUCGAAUUUCGCGUGGAUUUUCCGUUGGCGGGCGCGGACGGUCCGUCGCAAACGGGCUACGGACACGGCGUAGCGCUAGGCAUUGCUAGCCUCAUUGCGCUGGGCACGGCAGCUAGGACGCUACUCUGGUAG